AUGCCAAUAUAAUAAUAAUAAUAAAAUCAAUAAUCUAAUUUAAUAUAAAUAUUAUAACGCCAAUCUGUCACUAACCGUAUUUCCUUACCCGAAAUGUACAUUGGAGAUGAAGGUGCAUUUGAAUUAUCUGCUUUUCUAAAAACUCAAAAUUAAAUAAAUAUAAUAGAUUUGAAAGGAAAUAAUAUAUCUGCAAUAGGUUUUGCUUAAAUAUUUAAUUCAUUAAGGAAUAAUUUCUAAUUAAAAUCUUUAAAUGUAGAAUGGAAUAAACUAGGACUUCCUGAUUUGUCAGGUUUAGAAUCUUUAUAUGCUUUAUUAGUGAAUAAUAGAUCUAUAAGUCAUUUAGAUUUAAAAAAUAAUAAAAUAAAUGCAACAGGAGCGCAUAUCAUAUCUAAUAUUAUAAGAAACAAUUAAACUUUAAUUUCUUUAGAUUUAAGGCAUAUUACUAUAAUUUAUAUAUAUAUAUAUAUAUAUAUAUAUAUAUAUAUAUAUAUAUAUAUAUAUAUAUAUAUUUAAAAAAAAAGAUGGAAUGAAAUAGGAAAUAAUGGUGGAAGAGCUAUUUUAUCAGCUAUAUAGGACAAUCCAAAUAUAGUAAAUAUUGAAUUAUCAGGAAACGGAAUAUCUGAAGAUCUUCAUAAAUAAAUAUAAUAUAUAUUAAAUAAUAAUUAAGAAGGAGGAGUUUAUUUAUAAAAUAAAAAUAUAUAAGGAAAUAUAUAAUAAAAUUUAAAUAAUGCAUUUUCAAGUUUAAAUGAAAGAGAUUUAUCUAAUAUAUAUUAAUAAUAAUAACCUAUAUAAUAAUAAUAUAUAUAAAUUGAUAACAGAUAAAAUAAUAUAUAGUAAAAUAUAUACUCAGGUAAAGAAAAUAUUAAUAUAAUAGGUCAUUUAGAAAACUAAAUAGAAGAUUAGAGAAUUUUAGGUUUACAAUAUAAAGAUAAUUUUUAAAAAAAUAUAAGAAAUCUAAAAUAAAAUAUAUAAGAAAAAGCUUAAAAAAAGUAAAUAUAAGAAGAAGAAUUUUAAGAAUUAUCAAAUUAUAAUAAUAUACUAAGAUAAGAUUUAUUAAAAACUGAGAGAUAAUUAAAGGAUUAUGAAAAUUAAAAAUAACAAUAAUAAUACAAAAUGCAUGAAUAGCUAAAAUUAUAAGAAAACAAAAUAAGAGAACUCGAUAAAUAAUUCUAAAGUGAACUUUUAAACGUAGCUGACGAAAAUAUUAGAAAAGCUAAAGAAAUAGAUUUCGAAAACACCGAAAAAUGUGAAGAAAUACUUUAAAACCUUCGUUUAAAAUCUAAACACUGUGACGAAUCUCUUUUCGAAAUUAACAAAUUAAACGAUUAUAUUCUAAAAAAAGAAUACGAGACCAAAGAUGAUGCUAAAGAACUCGUAGAAAAAUUAAAAGAGAGUACAUAUUAGUAAUAUUUAUAAUAAUUUAACUUACUAGAGAAGAAUAUGAACAAUAUAGAGCAAGAAAAGUUUUAAAACGAGAGAAAAACACAAGAAUGUAUAUAAAAUCAUCUAUAGCAUUAUAAAGAAACAAUGGAAAAUAUUAACGAGAUAUAUUAUUAGUUAAGAAGAUUAAAAGUAGAAAAUGAGAAUUUAAAUUUAAAUAACGAAGAAUUCGAGAUGUAUAUAGAAAAACAAUGUCAUGAUAUAGAAAAUAAGGAAAAUUUAAUUUCUGAAUUAGAAAAAGAAUUAAAGAAAUAAAAAGAUUAAAAUGAUGAAACUGAAUAAAAAGAAUAAAUAGACAAAUAAAAUUUAGAAGAUAAUUUUAAUGUUUUUAGAGAUGAAUUUUAGGAAAAAAAUUAACAAAAUAAAGACAGAAUUUAACUUCUCGAGAAAAAAAUGAGGGAAAAAAAUUCAGAAAAUAUUAGAUUAAGAACCGAUUUUUAAAGAUUAUAGGAAUUAUUAACUUCGAAUUUAUAAAAAAGUACUUAUUAAGCUUUUACAGAGUAGAAAGUUUUAUGA
This is a messenger RNA of Ichthyophthirius multifiliis, 1956 nucleotides long. RefSeq names its product leucine rich repeat protein. The transcript is spliced from 2 exons. The record is from RefSeq and is a predicted model, not a curated record. NCBI's taxonomy places the organism in Eukaryota, Ciliophora, Oligohymenophorea, Hymenostomatida. Gene Ontology annotation, cellular component: centrosome.